AUGAGUUAGUUGAACAAAGCAUAUUCAGAUUUUCAAGCUGAGAGUUGCAUUGGUUGGCGUAGAAAUAAAGUCUACUAGCAAAUUUAAAAAUUAGAGCAGAUUCGUCAAUCUGGUAUCAGUGUUCCGUUUUAAAAGCCUCAGUCAUCAUGUCGGCUAGACGGAAAAAUCCAGGCGACAGUUCCGAGCACUCGGAGAACGACACGACUCCGAGGUCGGCAGCAACUUUCAAACCUUUUCUAGAGCGACAUCUACAGAACCGAGUGAUGGAUCAGCAGCAGUACUACGACCCCAAUUCGCAUCAGAAUGGGGGUCAGCAGGCGGGGGGUGCCCACCACUUUGAACACCCGAUGCCCCAGUACCCGGUGCCCCCUCAAUACGCGGGCCAGCCCUACAUUCCCCCCGACUCAGAGGAUGAUGACGAGUACGACGAAGAGCGACUCAUGCAGGCGGAGAGAGAACUGUCCGAGGAUGCGCCCUGGAAGAAGAUCCAGCAGAACACGUUCACCAGGUGGGUGAAUGAGAAACUGAAGGCGACCAAUGAUGCGAACAUGGUGGUGAUGAAUCUACAGACAGACUUCAAAGACGGCAUCAAACUUGCCAGACUGGUGGAAGUACUUGCAGAUAAAAAGAUAUCUGGAGUGACAAAGAAGGCGAGGAUUACGAUCCAGCAGCUGGGCAACAUAACAGCUGUACUGGACUUUCUGAAGAGAGAGAACAUUGACCUAGUCACCAUUGACAGUUCCCACAUCAAUGCGGGUAACAUGAAGCUGGUGCUGGCUCUCAUCUGGGCCCUCAUUCUCCACUACUCCAUUGCACUCGCCAGAUGGAAUGACGAGGAUGACCUAGAUGGACAGAGCAAGAGUGGUCGCGAGAGGCUGCUUAAAUGGAUGGACAAUUACGUAACCGGACACUACGCCGGUCCCAAAAUCAACAAUUUCAACAAGGACUGGAACGACGGAACCAAACUGGGAGCCCUGGUAGACUCCAAGGCACCUGGUCUGUGCCCUGAUUGGGACGAGUGGAACCCAAACAACGCUUAUGACAACGCAGACAAGGCCAUGGACCUAGCCCAGACUUACCUCGACGUGCCUAAGCUGAUUGCACCUGAGGAAAUCAUCAGUCCUUCGGUUGACGACAAGGCUGUCAUGACCUACUUGUCACAGUUCCCCAAGGCCAAACCCAAGCCAGACACGCCUCUGAAGCCCUUCUGCAAACCCCAAAGGGCCAAGGCAUACGGACCAGGGGUGGAGCUGGAAGGCUGCGUGGCUAAUGUGCAGACUCACUUCACAAUUGAGACUUACGGAGCUGGUCAAGGCACAGUCGAGGCACUGGUCUGGGACCCAAAGGGAACCCAAGUGACGACUCAUGUAGUGUUCAACAAUGACAACUACAAGACGUACACUGUCAAGUACACUCCACUGGCAGCAGGACAACACCGGGUGGAGGUGAAGUGGAGUGGUAUGAUGAUCAAGGACUCUCCCUUCACUGUGAAUGUGGCGGGGGUGGUGGGAGACGCCUCCAAGUGCACAGCAUCGGGACCAGGUCUGGCGGUGAAUGGACUGGAGGCCACCCAGCCCACUUUCUUCGAAGUGUUCACGGAGAAUGCCGGAAGUGGAAAUGUGGAAGUUUUCAUUACGGAUCCCAACGGAAGACCCGAGACAGUACAAAUGCGAAUGGACCGCACAAACACUACAACUUAUACUGUGAAAUACUUGGCGUCUGUCGGUGGUACGCAUACCAUCAAGAUCACCUUCAAUGGACGAAAUAUUCCGGGAAGUCCUUUCUCAGUCAACAUGGGAUCUUCAUUCUUGAAAGAACCAGCUAAAAACGACCCGAAGAAGGUGGUUGUGAGUGGACGUGGAGUCCAGCCGAAAGGACUACGAGUGAACGAAGCUGCAGUUUUUACCUGCGUCACAAAAGACGCGGGCGAAGGAGUCCUAUUUGUGACUGUGCUGGGUCCAGGUGGUACCCCAAUUGGGUGCUCAAAGGAACCUAAGGCAUUCGGAGUGUUCGAGUGUGUUUACACGCCAAUGAUAGACGGACCAUACAAGGUAAUCGUGAAGUUCGGAGUAUCUUCGGAUUCCUCGAAGGAUGUUCCUCGGAGUCCUUUCCAAGUUCAAGUGGAGAAGCAGACAACCACUCUGGUCAUAGCAUACGGACCUGGAUUGUAUGGUGGCAGAGUGAAUCACCAGGCCGCCUUUACCGUGGACACACGCGGCGAACCAGACGCAAACUUAGGGUUUUCGAUCGAGGGCCCGAGUGAAGCCCAAAUUGACGCACAAGACAACAAGGACGGCAGCUGCCGUGCCAAGUACUUCCCCACAGUGCCUGGAGAUUACAUCAUCCACAUCACCUGCAACAACCAGGAUAUCAAGGACUCCCCCUUCAAUGCCAAGAUCCUUCCAGCAGACGCCGAAACCACGCCAAUAGAUCCGGGUCAGAUAAUGGUCAGUGGUCCAGGCAUUGCGCCUACCGGCAACGCGAUAAACAAGUCGACGACUAUAAUAAUCAUGUUCCCCCAAAACACGCCAAUGGGAAUGAUGCCCAAGGUGGAUGUGCUAAUUGUAGACAGGGAUGGUGAUAUUGUUCCUGCUUCGCCUGCACAACCAUUGGAGCAAUCUCCUCCGAAGUUUGCGGUGACGUAUGUUCCUGUGAAGUGUCAAAAGCACACUAUCUAUGUGACCUCGAGUGAAGUGGCAGUCGCUGAUUCGCCAUACCAGGUCUUCGUCGACUCCGGUUACGAUCUCAGCGAUGUGAAAGUUCUCAACCUCGAGCCAACUGUUAAAGUCAACGUUACUGAGCAGUUCGAGAUACGACAUCAUCCGAAUGCCGAUUUGCCGACGCCGCGAGUCGUGAUCAAAACACCAGCGAGACGAACGAUUCAAGCAGCCCUUCGACCGGGUCCUCCGGGGACGAAUUUGGUCAAUUUUGCUCUAGACGAAGAAGGUCCUCAUACACUUUCAAUUCACUUCGGAAAUAUGCUUUUCACCGAAGUUGGAAUUAACUCGGCAAUCGGCGCGAGCCCUGGUCGUGUUCGGGCUUACGGUCCAGGAAUAACCGGUGGAGAAGUGAAUCAUCCAGCUGAGUUUAACGUGGACACUCGAGGAGCCGGAACGGGAGCUCUGGGGUUGGAAAUCGAGGGUCCUUCCGAGGCACACAUUGAGUGUAAAGACGACUCAAAAGGACUGUGCCGAAUCAGCUACAUGCCUACUCUUCCUGGCGAAUAUGUAAUCACUGUUCGAUUUGCCGACGAACAUAUUGAUGGGUCUCCUUUUAAGGCAAUUGUUACCGCCAAGUAUGAUGCGAGCCGAGUUAAAAUUUCGGGUAAAGGUCUGCAUAGCGGAAAUGUUCGGGUUUACGACUGGGCCGAGGCUCGAAUCGAUUGUUCAGAGGCGGGAGAAGCUGAGAUGACUCAUGAAAUCAUAGGACCUAACGGUAGUAUGUCUAAACCAAUUCCAUCGUCUAUUUGGGCGAUUGACGAAGGAGUGUAUCUGUUGAAAUACCAGCCCCAAGAACAGGGGAAUCACACAGUUGUGUUGAAGUAUGGGGGACAAAAUGUGUCCCGGAGUCCGGUGAAAGUCACAGUGAAACCGUUCAUUGACGUCAGCGCCAUAAGAGUUCACAGGUUUUGGGCAGAUGUGUUCAUUGAUGGCUUCCAUGAUUUCCUCGUGGACGCCUCAGGCCAGCCAACUCGUGUGGGGAACGAAGAGGUCAAGGUAGUAAUAGUGGCUCCCUCGGGACGAAAGACUGCAGCCAAGGUCAAGCCUAAAGGAGAUGGAACAUACGAAGUGGGAUACGUGGUCAAGGAGAUGGGUCCUCAUAGCAUUGAGGUCAUGUACCAGGGAGCACAGAUCCCCGACAGUCCCUUCAAGAUCAACGCCAUCAAGGGUAGAGAUGCCACCAGAGUGUACGCAGACGGACCUGGUCUGAAAGAGGGAGUUAUGAACAAGGAAGCCUACUUUACAGUCUACAGCAAAAAUGCGGGGCCUGGAUCCCUUGGAGUCUACAUCGAGGGUCCCUCCGAAGCCAAGACGACAUUCAAGGACAACAAAGACGGCACUUGUUCGUUGGCGUACCUGCCGACAAAACCGGGCGAGUACAACAUAACGAUCAAAUACGAAGACGAACUAAUACCGGACUCGCCUUUCCAUGCCAUGAUUUACCCGAGCGAGCACGCGUUGCUGAACAAACCCGACCCGAAAAAGGUCAAGGUGUUUGGCUUGAAACCCCAGAAAGAUCCGAGGAGUCCUCUAGGAUCUCCUACUGUAGACACUCCGGCGACAGUCUUGGCAAGUGAGCCGCAACAAUUCUUCGUGGAUGCGUCUGAAGCAGGAGAGGCGCCUCUUCGUUGCGAAGUUACCGAUCCCGAGAACAGGGAACUUCCCAUCCAUGUUUCCGACAACGAUGACCUUACCUUCACUGUGCAUUGGGUGCCGGAGGACGUGGGACCUCACAAUGUCAGCGUUGUCUACGGAGGCCAGCCGGUACCAGAGUCACCUUUCACAAUCCAGUCGCAACCCACCGGAAACGCGCCUGAAGUCAUAGCACCUGAAAUCAAGCAAAUCAUACCUGUCAACGUGGACUAUCCUUUUACUGUCGAUGCAACCAAGGGAGGUCUCGGAAACAUCACCUGCUCGGCGGACGGACCCGACGGACGCAGGUAUCCUGUAUAUGUGUCUCAAGUACAGACUCCGAACGCCAAGCUUUACGAGUGCAAGUUCAGACCCAUCAUGGUCGGCACUUACCAGCUCAACGUCAAGUUUGGAGGAAACCACGUCAAGGGAUCGCCAUACAAAGUUUUGGCCAGCGACGACGAUGCAGACUUCGUUGAUGAUCCAAUUGCUGCAUCGAAAGUUAAACCGAACUUUCAACAGAAAAAACCAUUUGACCCCAGAGACCCAAACAAACCCGGAGAAGACCCCGAGUUUGAUGAGCCUAUCACUCCUUCUUCUUUGAGUCCAAACUACAAUCCAAAUAAACCUUUUCCGGAGCAUGGACCUGGGAAAAAGGGUCCACAAGGCAGAGGACCGGGUUCAAAAGAUCCCUUCAGAGGACCCCAAGGCCCUGGUGGAAAAGGACCAGGAGGCAAAGAUCCGUAUGGAAGACCAUUGGGACCAGAUGGUAAACCCCUCGGACCUGGUGGAAAAGACCCUUACGGCAACCCUCUUGGACCAGACGGCAAACCUUUUGGCCCGGGUGGAAAAGAUCCAUACGGCAGGCCCCUGGGACCAGACGACAAACCUCUCGGCCCAGGUGGCAAAGACCCUUACGGCAACCCUAUUGGACCAGAUGGCAAACCUCUUGGCCCGGGUGGAAAAGACCCAUACGGCAGGCCCCUGGGACCAGACGGCAAACCUCUCGGCCCAGGUGGCAAAGACCCUUACGGCAACCCUCUUGGACCAGAUGGCAAACCUCUUGGCCCGGGUGGAAAAGACCCAUACGGCAGGCCCUUGGGACCAGACGGCAAACCUCUCGGCCCAGGUGGCAAAGACCCUUACGGCAACCCUCUUGGACCAGAUGGCAAACCUCUUGGCCCGGGUGGAAAAGACCCAUACGGCAGACCCCUGGGACCAGACGGCAAACCUCUCGGCCCGGGUGGCAAAGACCCUUAUGGAAACCCUCUUGGACCAGAUGGCAAACCUCUUGUACCGGGUGGCAGAGAUCCUUACGGCAACCCUCUAUCACCGGGUGAAAAAGAUCCAUAUGGCAAUCCCCUUGGACCUGGAGGAAAGGAUCCUUAUGGGCGACCACAGGGAUUUGGUGACCCUAAAAGUCCCGGUGGUAAAAGACCAUUUGGUGGUCCACAUACACCAGAUGGCCCACAAGGAGUUAAAAGUCCCUAUGGCCCACCUGGCAAAAGUCCCUAUGGCACACCAUCGGGCGACCAACCCGAUAUUGGAGAACCACUACUUCCUUCAGGCCAACGGCCUAACAUUCAAUCAGGCAAGCCAUUCUCACCAACGGAUCCUUACGGCAACCCUCUUGGACCUGACGGAAGACCUCUUGGACCCGGUGGACCGGGUCGCAAAGACCCUUACGGCAACCCACUUGGACCUGACGGUAGACCUCUCGGACCCGGUGGUCCAGGUGGCAAAGACCCUUACGGCAACCCUCUAGGACCCGACGGUAGACCUCUUGGCCCGGGUGGCAAAGACCCUUAUGGCAACCCUCUAGGACCCGACGGUAGACCUCUCGGACCCGGUGGUCCAGGUGGCAAAGACCCUUAUGGCAACCCUCUAGGACCCGACGGUAGACCUCUCGGACCCGGUGGUCCAGGUGGCAAAGACCCUUAUGGCAACCCUCUAGGACCCGACGGUAGACCUCUCGGACCCGGUGGUCCAGGUGGCAAAGACCCUUACGGCAACCCUCUAGGACCCGACGGUAGACCUCUUGGCCCGGGUGGCAAAGAUCCUUACGGCAACCCUCUUGGACCUGAUGGUAGACCUCUCGGGCCGGGUGGCAAAGAUCCCUAUGGUAAGCCUCAAGGACCUGGUGGCCCACAGGGACCAGGCGGUAAAUGGCCUGGUCCAGGCAAAAAUUUGAAUGAUCCUUAUGUUGACGAAGAUGGAAUCACUCCCGAUUCGAGGAAACCGUAUAAUACCGCGCCUGGUGGACGAAGUCCUCAUGGUGGCCCUCAGGGACCAGGGGGCAAAGAUCCUUACGGUAACCCUCUUGGACCUGAUGGAAGACCUCUAGGCCCAGGUGGCAAAGAUCCUUACGGUAACCCUCUUGGACCUGAUGGAAGACCUCUAGGCCCGGGUGACAAAGAUCCUUACGGCAACCCUCUUGGACCUGAUGGAAGACCUAUAGGCCCGAGUGGCAAAGAUCCGUAUGGUAGACCUCUAGGACCUGAUGGAAAACCUCUAGGCCCGGGUGGCAAAGAUCCUUACGGUAACCCUCUGGGACCCGAUGGAAGACCAGGCCCGGGUGGCAAAGAUCCUUAUGGUAGACCUCUUGGACCUGAUGGAAGACCUCUAGGCCCGGGUGCCAAAGACCCUUACGGCAACCCUAUUGGACCUGACGGUAGGCCUCUCGGCCCCGGCGGUCCGGGUGGUAAAGAUCCUUAUGGUAACCCUCUGGGACCCGAUGGAAGACCUCUAGGACCUGAUGGAAGACCUCUAGCCCCGGGUGGCAAAGACCCGUACGGUAACCCUCUUGGGCCUGACGGUAGACCUCUUGGGCCCGGUAGUCCGGGUGGCAAAGACCCUCAUGGCAGACCUCUUGGGCCUGACGGUAGACCUUUAGGGCCCGGCGGACCAGGUGGCAAAGAUCCUUACGGUAAUCCUCUUGGGCCUGAUGGUAGACCUCUAGGCCCGGGUGGCAAAGAUCCUUACGGCAAUCCUCUUGGUCCUGGCGGUAGACCUAGUGGAGCAGGCGGAAAGGAUCCUUACGGUAAUCCUCUUGGACCUGACGGUAGACCUCUUGCACCCGGUAGCCCCGGUGGAAAAAGUCCCUACGGCAAACCGCAGGGACCCGGUGGCAAAUGGCCUGGGCCAGGACAAAAUCCCAAUGACCCAUAUGUUGACGAAGAUGGCGUUUCUCCCAGUUCUAAGCGACCCCACAACACAGCGCCUGGAUUUGGACUCGGCCCUCGAGGACCUCAUGGAGCAUCGCCUGCGCCUGAGCUCGGUCAAAUGACUCCUUGCGAUCUAGUCGUUCCAACGGACGGAGAAGCGGCACCUGGAACCCCUGUUACUGGUGAGGUCAUCACCCCGUCUAGAAGAAAAGCAGUGCCUAAGAUUGUUGAUAACCACGACGGCACAGUGUCUGUCCAGUACAAGCCCUCUGAGCUGGGAAAACAUUUGCUGAAUUUGAAACAGAAAGGAAAAGACGCUAAAGACAACCCGUUCUUCUUCAACGUUGAUCAGAUAAGGGAGGGCAAAGUGUCGGCCUAUGGUCCGGGACUGACUGCUGGACUUGUGGACCAGCCUUGCUUCUUCACCGUCUCAACCAAACAAGCCAAGGGACCAGGUGGUUUGAAGGUAUCCGUGCAAGGACCAUCGCGAGUUGAAGUCAAUUGCGAAGAUAAUGGAGACGGAACAUGCACGUGUCAGUUCACUCCCACGGCACCCGGGGAGUAUGUAGUAGAAAUCUUCUUCGAUGGAAAACCAGUCUAUGGGUCACCCUUCACCUCCAAGGUCAUUGACCCAUUCGCACCCUCAAAGCAGGCUUUCAUCCCAAUGGGAUCCGAGAGCAAGGUGACAUUGAAGAUCUCGGAGCCAGACAUCUCAGUUCUGACAUCGACCAUCAAGACUGCAAAUGGUCCCGAGGAGCCAUGCAAGCUGAUGAGAAUGCCGAACGGAAGCAUCGGAGUUUCGUUCACCCCGAAGGAGGUAGGGGAACACCUGGUGAAUGUGUACAAGCAGGGAUCUCACAUCCCCAACAGUCCCUUCCGCAUCAAUGUCAGUCCGGCCGAGAUAGGAGACGCGUCAAGGGUGCGAGUGUGGGGUCCAGGCACCACCCGUGCUGUGGCCAACCACAAGGCAAAGUUCAACAUCGACAUGUCAGACGCAGGAUACUCCAACUUGUCUCUGUCGAUGGAGGGUCCCAGUCAAGCCAAUCUAGACUGCACAGAUACUGAGAACGGCUACUGCGAAGUGAGCUAUAUGCCGACGGAGCCUGGCGAGUACACGCUCAACAUCAAGUACGGAGAGAGACACGUGCCCGGCAGCCCCUUCAGCGUCGUCGUCACUGGCGAGAUGGGAGAUCUGAGGUACACUGAGAAGACAUCCAAGACUAGGAAGAGCAACAGCCAGCUGGCUGAUGUAGGCAACAGCUGCGAACUGUCACUCACUCUUCCAGGGGCCAAUCCAGAGGACAUGCGAGCACAGGUGAUCAGUCCAUCUGGCAAGCAGGAGCCGGCAACUGUUGGGUCUGACAGUCGUAAUAAGUUCCAUGUGUCGUUCACUCCUUCGGAGUACGGCAUUCACCAGGUGCACGUGUUCCAUCUAGACAGGGAGGUACAGGGCUCCCCCUUCCAGUUCACAGUCGGACCCAUGGAUGACCAGGGCGCGAGUGCUGUGAAGGCAUACGGGCCUGGUCUGCAGUUUGGAGAAGUGAACCAGCCGGCGGAGUUUGUGAUUUUGACUCGGGAGGCAGGCGCCGGAUCCCUCUCGGUGGCAGUGGAGGGUCCCGCCAAGACUGACAUCGAACUAGAGGACAACAAGGACGGCAGUUGCAACAUACUAUUCUACCCCACGCUACCCGGGGAAUACCAGGUGAAUGUGAAGUUCAAUGACCAGCACAUCCCCGACUCCCCCUUCCGAGUACAGGUGGUGCCUGGAUCUCAGUCAGUCUUCCCCCAGCCAGACACAGGAUUUGCACCAGAGGAGCCCGCUUCUUUCGUGAUCACUCUGCCGAACGUGCACAAUGCGAGGGAGAUCGAGGCACGUCUCAUCUGUCCUUCUGGAAGAGAAGUUCCCUGCGAGGUGCAAAAGAUCGACAACCAAGGCAACUACUCGAUCAAGUUCAUCCCGGUCGAGAACGGAGACCACAGAGUGGACGUGUACGUGUGGGGUGCACAUGUGCCCGGCAGUCCAUUCCUCUUCAAAGUGGGGGCUGCGAGGGGAGAUGCGACUAGAGUGUUUGCGGAUGGACCCGGACUCUACCAGGGAGAGACAGGCAAGUCGUGUGACUUUGUGGUAAACACGUGCAAUGCGGGCAAGGGUACUCUUCAAGUAACUGUGGACGGACCCUCGAGGGUCACUAUGGACUGCAAGGAAGUGGAGGAGGGAUACUCUGUCAGGUACACUCCACACGUGCCGGGAGAAUAUGUCAUCACGAUCAAGUAUGCAGGACCAUACCACAUCUACGGAUCCCCAUUCAAGGCCAGCGUCACUGGACCUACCCUGCCUGGCUAUGCUGCCGAGGAGUACAUAAUGCAGCAAGAAGUAGUCACAGUAGACACGGUGGCAAAGACCAGAUAUAACUUCAGUGAUAACGCCGCCAUCUGCAAAGUAGCCGAGAAGACAUCGGCCGCAGACGCCGCCCAGGUGGUGUGUCGGGGUCCCGCUCUGAAGAGGGCCCAGUGCAGCAUCAUGAACAGUUUCCAAGUGGACGCCUCCAAUGCAGGUGAGUCGAUGUUGCUGAUUGGCUGUCGUGGACCGACUCUGCCGGCGGAUGAGAUUCUAGUGAAACACUUGGGCAACUGUCGCUACGACGUGCGCUUUCGCCCCGCCCAGCCGGGAGACCACGUACUGGUUGUGAAAUGGAACAACGAACACGUCCCUGGAUCGCCCUUCCUCGUCAUCGGAACUUGAAAACAAACAAGUGUCAUGACUUCCACCUGAACUUACUGAUGACAAGAUAUUAAAUUAAGACGCGAACAAUUCCUUUAUGAAGGGAAAUUUAUGAACAAAAAUGAGUAUGACCAAAACAUUGAUAAAAAAAAUCAAGUUGAAAGACUCGAUUGCGUUGCCUGAGUUUUUAAACAAUAAUCUGUGCUAUAAAGAGAAAAGAAAGCAACAUCUAAACUUAAAUGUUAAUUUAAAAUAAAACAUUCUAAAUAUUAUUGUCAACAUAAAUUAAUUCAAAAUUAUUAAUUACUAACAAUUAAAUAACCAAAUUAAGAUGCUAGAUAAUUACCAAAACUAAACCCGAUAAUUUCUGAGUUUGAAGUGAUUGACAUAUAAUAAAUUUAUUGGCGAUUUAUCUUGCAUGCUAUCUGUAAUUGAUGCUUUAGUUUGCAAUUUAAGUUUUCAAUCAA
This is a messenger RNA of Symsagittifera roscoffensis, 10705 nucleotides long. Its product is annotated as filamin-A-like. The transcript has 36 exons. The record is from RefSeq and is a predicted model, not a curated record. The coding region runs from base 147 to 10259 and encodes 3370 amino acids. NCBI's taxonomy places the organism in Eukaryota, Metazoa, Xenacoelomorpha, Acoela, Convolutidae. Gene Ontology annotation, molecular function: actin filament binding. Gene Ontology annotation, biological process: actin cytoskeleton organization.